Molecule: messenger RNA, 1185 nt
Organism: Microthlaspi erraticum
Lineage: Eukaryota; Viridiplantae; Streptophyta; Magnoliopsida; Brassicales; Brassicaceae
Source: the annotation of a GenBank genome assembly
AUGGAGGAGGGAUACCACGAACUAUGGCCUACGCGCGCCAAUGAAGAAGGACGAGAUCCACCUCCUCCUCCUCCUAAUCCACAAGAUCCUGCUGGAGAUGUGAAUGCACAACCUCAAGCUGGAGCACCUACAAUCGGAGACUAUGACUCUGCCGAUGCUUUCUUCAUGGAUAGAAACCCUAUCCAUCCACCACUUCCUGCAAGGAAUGACUAUGAGAUCAAGCCUCAGAUCAUAGCAUUGGUUAGACAGAACCAAUUCAAUGGCCUUCCAGCUGAGCACCCUCUUGAUCACAUAGAAAACUUUGAAGAAAUUUGCAGCACUACAAGAUCCAAUGGAGUCUCUGCUGACUACCUUAAGUGCAAGCUCUUUUCAUUCUCUCUUGGCGACAAAGCUUCAAGAUGGUUGAAGUCUCUGCCAGCUCACUCCAUUACCACUUGGGAUGAGUACAAGGCGCUUUCAUCAACCACUUCUACACCAAGCAGAGAUCAAUUUCUGGACUGCCCUAAUCAUGGUUUCAAUGAGGGAAACCUAUGGAACAUCUUCUAUCGUGGCAUAGACCACAAGUACAAGCUUUCAUUGGACACUGCAAGCAAUGGAAACUUCAUGACCAAGACUGUUGAUGAAGCUAAGGUUCUUAUUGAGAAUCUUGCAGCUAGUGAUUGUAACAACUGUCCUGAUUAUGACCGCUCAAGCCGCACCACUACUAGCUCCCCUGAUUCUUUUCAAAUGACUGAACUCAAGAACAUGAUGGCUCAAGUUCUUAAGGGACAGCUCAAGCAUAUCAAUGCAAUAGAAGGGAUGAGUGAUGCUAAUGAAGAUUCAUCAAGAGAAUGCAUGGGAGAUUUCUCUAAUGAAGCCAAUGAAGAAGAUGUGAACUACAUUGGAAACUAUGGGAACAAGGGAUACAAUCCAAGCUAUCGCCCAAACCCCAACAUGUCUUAUAGAAACCCCAAUGUGGAGAAUCCUCAAGACCAAGUGUAUCCUCCAAGGUAUCCACAACAACAAAGACCUCCUUACCAAUCUCAAGGAAGUCAAUUUCAGCCAAGGCAAGGAUAUGAGCAGAGAUCAUCAUAUCCGCCCAAGGAGCCAUAUGCUUCUUCACCAAAUCAAGCUCCUCCAAACCAACAAGGUGGGAGAUUUGAAGGAAUCCUCCAACAGAUCAUGGAUGGCCAGAAGAGAAAAUAA